Molecule: messenger RNA, 651 nt
Organism: Oikopleura dioica
Lineage: Eukaryota; Metazoa; Chordata; Appendicularia; Copelata; Oikopleuridae
Source: the annotation of a GenBank genome assembly
AUGAGCGGCCAGCCGUACAAUUACGAUUACAUUCUCAAGUAUAUUAUCAUUGGAGACCAGGGAGUUGGUAAAUCAUGCCUCCUACACCAGUUUACAGAGAAAAAAUUCAUGGCUGAUUGCCCUCAUACGAUCGGAGUCGAGUACGGAACAAGGAUAAUCGAAGUCGCUGGGCAGAGAAUUAAACUUCAAAUUUGGGACACAGCUGGCCAGGAGAGAUUCCGAGCUGUCACGCGAUCGUACUAUCGAGGAAGCUCAGGUGCCAUCAUGGUCUACGAUAUCACAAGAAGGCAGACUUUUAAUCAUCUUGAGGCCUGGCUCACCGACGCGACGAAUCACGCCUCGCCUAAUACAGUCAUUUUCUUGAUUGGCAAUAAGUCAGACUUGGAAGAUCAGCGCGAUGUUCCUACCGAAGAAGCCCGCGAAUUCGCGCGAGAACACGGUCUCCACUUCUGCGAAGCAUCUGCGAAAACCGGCGAAAACGUCGAAGACGCCUUCCUAGAAACGGCAAAACAAAUCUACCAAAAGAUCCAAGAAGGCAGUUUGGAGCUCAACGCAGCCGACUCUGGUGUCCAAACCAGAUCACAGCGAUCGAACCAGAUCAACUCGUCGGACGAACCUCAAACGCCUCAAGAUAAAAACUGUUCUUGUUAA